Molecule: messenger RNA, 597 nt
Organism: Cladophialophora psammophila CBS 110553
Lineage: Eukaryota; Fungi; Ascomycota; Eurotiomycetes; Chaetothyriales; Herpotrichiellaceae
Exons: 1
Coding region: 1-597 (198 amino acids)
Source: RefSeq, a predicted model, not a curated record
AUGUCUCUCCGAUCGCAAGGCAAGAUACCUAAAGGUGUAAAAUUCCAAGUCUCACUGCCUACCCCCGCUGAACACAAUUGUCUUCGUCGCCGAGGCUAUCAGUCCACCGUCGACCCAUUCUACGAAGCCGCAUUGCUUCGAGCCCUCAGCAACAUCCCAAAUGCCACUCCACCUUCAGAUCUUGCAAUCCAAUGGGACGCCCCAACCAAAUUUGCCAAGCUUGAGGGCACGGUGUGGCCGCAUUUCUCGCCUUGGUUCCCCAAACAAGCCGUCGUGGACAAGCUAGUCGAGCGAAUGAUGCGACUGUUGGAUUCAGUGAGAGAGGACGUGGAAUGCAGGUUGCAUUUGUGUUAUGGAGAUCUUGGCCAUGGACAUUUCAUUGAGCCUACGGAGAUGGGAUUCAUGGUCGAAAUAGCGAACGGGGUCAAGAAGGGUUCGAAGAGGAGGAUCAACUGGAUUCACAUGCCAGUGCCGAAGGAAAGGCUUCAUGAUGAUGAUGAUGAUGAUGCUGAUGCUGCUGCUGCGGGCUGCGCCGCGCUCGCACUUCUGGAUUUUCCCAGCAGGACAAGAGUUGUACCUGGACGUUGUACACUUUGA